Molecule: messenger RNA, 1435 nt
Organism: Passer domesticus (house sparrow)
Lineage: Eukaryota; Metazoa; Chordata; Aves; Passeriformes; Passeridae
Product: serine/threonine-protein kinase PAK 3-like
Exons: 5
Coding region: 342-1070 (242 amino acids)
Biological process (GO): regulation of MAPK cascade; regulation of axonogenesis; regulation of actin cytoskeleton organization
Cellular component (GO): cytoplasm
Molecular function (GO): ATP binding; protein serine/threonine kinase activity
Source: RefSeq, a predicted model, not a curated record
GCUGGAGAAGGGAUCUGUGUCUAGAGGCUUUCCUCCAAUGGCUGUUACAUGGCUUCAGGCUUCUCAGAAAAGCCUGAGUGGUAGUGCUUGAGUUUGGCAGACAGACUCCAAGGAGAGGUGUAAGAAGACCCAACGGGCAUAUUCCUGGAAAAAUCCGACACAUGCACAGCUAGAGAAAGAGAAAAGGGAGAAAAGACCCAGAGAAGAAUCUGUCAUGUUCCAUUUACUCUUUGCUCCAGGACUUUGUUCCUGUUGGACUGCAGUGUUUUGCACUAGCAGGGACUAAAGGACUUGUUCUUUCUCUGCUGCUGUUUUGUUUUAGGGGUUUCGGCACUGUGUGCAUGGCAGUGGAGACUGCCACAGGAGAAGAGGUGGCCAUCAAGAAAAUUAGUCUCCUGCAAGAGAGCAGCAGCGAGCUGUGCCUGAAUGAAAUCCAGGUCAUGCGUGGCAGUAAGAAUGCCAACCUUGUGAACUAUGUAGACAGCUACCUGGUGGAUGAGGAACUCUGGCUGGUGAUGGAAUACAUGGACGGAGGUUCUUUACAUGAUGUCAUCAGGGAGACUCGCAUGGCAGAAGGAGAGAUAGCAGCUGUCUCUCGGGAGUGCCUGCAAGGCCUGGAUUUCCUGCACUCCAAGCAAGUGAUCCACCGAGAUAUCAAAAGCCACAACAUUCUCCUGGGCUUGGAUGGAUCAGUCAAGUUGGCUGAUUUUGGCCUUGCUGCUCAGCUCACCACCGAGCAGAACAAACGGAGAUCAGCUGUUGGAACAACUUACUGGAUGGCGCCAGAAAUUUUCACCAGGAAGCCCUACGGCCCCAAAGUGGACAUCUGGUCCUUUGGCAUUGUGGGGAUCGAGAUGGUGGACGGAGCGCCUCCGUACCUGAUGAAAACCUCCCGCACGGUACGCUGCAGCUGCUCUCAGACACUGCUGUCACCCCAACAAAAUCUGCUUCCAUUCUUCUGCCUGGGAAGCUUGCCAACACCUGAAAAUGAUAGGUUCCAGGCUGCACAGUCUCUCGUGCUUCUUGGCCAGAUCAUCCCCUUGCCAUUUUUGUGCAUGAACAGGACCUAAAAAUCAGGAUGCCUUUUGCUUGGCAGAAGCUUUGCCUAAGGGAGCAGUGAGCAGUGCUGAGCUGCAUUUUAUGGAAUAAUCCUUGGAAAUAGAAGAGUUAGAUGAAAGUCAGUCUUCCAUGUCACUUGUAGAGGCUGUGUCAGUGCUCAGAGAAGCAAAGUGUGCUUUAGCUGAUGGAGCUGCUGCUGAUUCCAUCAUCCAGUGAAAUGAGUGGUCAAGGCAAGAGCCUUUGCCUACUGGACUGGCUAUGGCUGCCUCUGGCUUUGGGUUGUUUUAGUAGGGGUAGGAAAGGUAUCUGCCACCCUGUGGCAGGGAGUAAAGUGCCACUGCAGAGUGGAGCUUGUCCAAUGGGCUCUGUGUGAGCA